Molecule: messenger RNA, 2249 nt
Organism: Doryrhamphus excisus (bluestripe pipefish)
Lineage: Eukaryota; Metazoa; Chordata; Actinopteri; Syngnathiformes; Syngnathidae
Product: serine/threonine-protein phosphatase 4 regulatory subunit 2-like
Cellular component (GO): cytoplasm; nucleus; protein phosphatase 4 complex
Molecular function (GO): protein phosphatase regulator activity
Source: RefSeq, a predicted model, not a curated record
CCAGUUACUACAAAUAAGUGCUGUCGCAUUCAUGAGAGUUUUUUAGGAUAUUUAUUUUUCUACACUCGGCUGACUCGCUAAUGGUUGCUAACUACGUGACCGCAACUUAGCUUACAAACAAGAGGCAGCCAGCACACUGUGGUGUCUGCUGGACUUACAAGUUGAUUCACAUUAUUAUUUGACUUAAAACGUCUGCCCUUAUUAUUGGUGAUUUGGUAGCAAGUGAUUGUGCAAAUUAUUAUAAACAUGCACGCUACCAUACGCCAACUUUCAAUUGAACCGCUGUUUUUUGUAAUUGGUGUGUGACGAUUUAAUGGCGUGACGUUUACUUGUUUUUAACCCUGCCAGUCGACUCGUCUUGACCGAAUCACAGCCUUUUGAGAAGAAAGUGAAACGGGACACAAAUCCAGCCUUGGAGCAAUUCCUGUGUCAUGUUGCCAAGACGGGGGAAUCACUGAUCCCAUGGCCACAAUUCAAGUCGUACUUCAUGUUCAAAUUGGAGAAGGUCAUUGAUGAUUUCCGUGCAUCUACACCAGAGCAGAGAGGUCCUCACAAUCCCAAUGUUGAACACGUUCCCUUUGAGGAGAUGAAGAACAGGAUUUUAAAAAUAGUCGACAGCUUCAAUGGAAUCCCAUUCACCAUUCAGCGUCUGUGUGAACUGCUCACCGACCCCAAGAGAAACUAUUCCGGAACAGACAAAUUUCUCAGGGGUAUAGAAAAGAAUGUAAUGGUCGUAAGCUGUGUGUACUCGACAUCAGAGAAAAACAGGGCACCCGGUUCGAACAGAAUGAAUGGAGUAAUGUUUCCUGGUAACUCUUCUUUAUGCUCAGACAGUCGAAAUGUAAACGGACCAGGCAUGCCGAAACUGCUGAACAGGCCAAAGCUUUCAUUGUCGCCAUCGCUUUCCACCAAUGGCCUACCUGAGUGUGAAGUCAGCAAGGAGCCCGUCAUGGAGGACGAGGCGGAGCACCACAUCAGCAGUGGUGUUUCACUCCUUGAAGGUGAAAUAACAUCACGCAGCAGGACAAAGAAUAAACGCCCCGAGGAGGAAAGUGAGGACUCCAAUACAGCGAAGCACAACAGCAAGAGGCUAAAGGGUGACAAAAAGCAGGAGGAGGGUGACAAAAAAUGUGAAAACAAGGAAUGCUCUCGUAAAGGCACGGAUAACUCCUCGCCGAUGCCAGAAUCUUCAGAAGACUCUUGCGGUCAAGCAUACAAGAGUGAAGCAUCUUCACAGUCUAUCUUAGACGAUCCAGGGCCCAGUACCUCACAGACGGGAUCACCUGAAAAUGAGCCAGCUACGAGGGAGGAGGCCUGCCCUCCUAACCGUGACAUCACCGUAGACCAACCUGAGCAACCACUACCGGAGAAGACGCAUCCUGUGCAAGCCACUGAGGACAGCAGCAGCAAUGUUGGAGACAGCCUGGCCAGCAUCAAGCCGAGCCUCUCAUCUUCUGAUAUUUCACCAAACUUGUCAACAGGGGGCAAUGCAGACAAUUCAAAUUGCACAAAGGCCGACACAGAGUCAGGGCAAAAUGACUAAAACAAGCCAGACAACACAACUGACUCUUGACACUGUAUAAUACCACACCGAGGAACACUGUAGCACUGUGGAACUCUAGACUCCAGCAGAAGGUCCGACCGACGGCGACCUGGAGCUUCCUCACAAGAUGGACCUUCUGUCCUGGUAUUGAUAAUGGACACAUUUCACCUGGACUUAUUAGCAUUGGGUGUCAGGAAGGAGAUUAUGAAGAUGGUGUUUUCAAAGUUGACUGCUUUCUAAACCAGACCUUAAUGAUUUAGCACUUACACGAGCUGUGUUUUAAUAACAUCAUCGGCAUGUAUUUCUAAACUUACAUUGAUAGCUUGAGUUGUUUUAACCUAACCCUAGUUGACAGGAAGAAUAUCGAGAAUACAGCUCCACUUCAAUUGUUUUUUUUUCUAUGAAAGUAAAUCUCUCUUAAUAUUGCACUAAUUCCUUAAAUAUAGUUGACAUAAAACAACAUUUAAGUGACUAAACUUCCUGUUGUAAACUCGGUAGUUCUUUUUAGAGGACACAAAGUACCUCUACAUAGGUUGUACCCAUGACCUUUUUUUUUUUUUUUUUUUGAAAGAGAGAGCUCCGAUUUUUACAAUACAUGCCUGUGAAUCCAUUUUUGUAGACUUGUAAUACACAUUCACUUGAGAAAGUAAAAAAAAAAAAUGUUGGAAAAUGAAUGCUUCUUUCAUUGUAGUCACGGAAAGCAAUA